AUGUCGGUUAACUACGGAAGUUAUCAGAAUACCAUAUUCGCCAAGGGUACCCUUAUGGGUAUCAAGCCGACUGUCACAACUGAUCCACGGAUGCUGGAAGAGCAAGCAAAGAAGGCUCUCAGUGAGGAGGCAUAUAACUUUGUAUCUGGGGGAGCCGGCGAGAAAGCGACUAUGGACAGUAAUCGGCUGGCUUUCAGACAAUGGAAGAUGAUCCCGCGAAUGAUGCCUGAUGUCAAAGAUCAGGACGUUUCAGUGGAACUAUUCGGCCAAAAAUACGACACUCCACUGAUCGUGGCUCCGCUCGGGGUUCAACGAAUUUUCCACGAAGAUAAAGACACCGGAUUAGCCAAGAUGUGCGCAGAGGAAGGCAUUCCUUUUACUAUGAGCACGGCUGGUACCAGCUCCAUUGAAGAACUCGCGGAAGCCAGCGGGGAAGGUAAACGCUGGUACCAACUUUACUGGCCCAAGGAUAAUGAUGUCACCGUCUCACUCUUGAGACGAGCCAAGGAGAGUGGCUUCUCGGUCCUGGUGAUCACCUUAGAUUGCUGGAGUCAGGGGUGGCGACCAUCUGAUCUUGACAACGGGUAUAUCCCUUUCCUCAAGGGUACUGGUUGCCAGGUCGGAUUUAGUGACCCGGUUUUCCGGGCAAAAUUUGAAAAGAAAGCAGGACGUCCAGUCGAAGAAGAUAUUGUAGGUGCCGCGGUGGCAUGGUUGGCUGAUGUGCAUAUGGGUCAGCCUCAUACUUGGGAAGACAUCGCUUUUCUGAAGGAGCACUGGGACGGUCCGAUUGUCUUGAAGGGCAUUCAACACGUGGAGGAUGCAAAGUUGGCGCUUCAACAUGGCUGUGAAGGAAUUGUGGUGUCAAAUCAUGGAGGUCGUCAGGUUGACGGUGCAAUCGGUUCGUUGGACGUUCUACCAGAGAUCGUCGAUGCAGUUGGCGAUCAGAUGACAGUAUUAUUCGACUCUGGCAUUCGAACAGGUAUGGAUGUCGUGAAGGCACUGUGUCUGGGGGCUAAAGCCGUGAUGGUGGGGCGACCAAUUGUUUAUGGACUCAGCAUCGAUGGAAAAGAAGGCGCUCGACAAGUGAUUAAGAACAUGCUGGGAGAUCUAUGGCAGAAUAUGACACUGUCAGGGAUUCGAACAGUGAAAGAUUGCAAUCGAAAGCAGAUUCGCCGAGUGACAUACGGUGGAGAUGGGAAGGCGAUGAUGUAG
Penicillium odoratum is the source of this 1212-nucleotide messenger RNA. RefSeq names its product lactate 2-monooxygenase. Bases 1 to 1212 code for a protein of 403 amino acids. The transcript is spliced from 4 exons. Gene Ontology annotation, molecular function: FMN binding; oxidoreductase activity. Lineage: Eukaryota; Fungi; Ascomycota; Eurotiomycetes; Eurotiales; Aspergillaceae. The record is from RefSeq and is a predicted model, not a curated record.